Molecule: messenger RNA, 3451 nt
Organism: Xiphias gladius (swordfish)
Lineage: Eukaryota; Metazoa; Chordata; Actinopteri; Istiophoriformes; Xiphiidae
Product: nuclear receptor coactivator 7
Biological process (GO): regulation of transcription by RNA polymerase II; response to oxidative stress
Cellular component (GO): nucleus
Source: RefSeq, a predicted model, not a curated record
AUAUUGAACUUGUUACGGUUGUCUGCAGUGAUAUCAUAACACCGCAAUGUGAGUACGCUCUCAUAGGACCGCCACCCGUCUCCAUCCCUGGGCAUGACACAGGCGCUGUAAACUGGGACAAGAGGUAGGCAUGGGGAACAGAAGGAGGAGGAAGGAUGCCAGCUGAGCCCCUCAUCCCUCUGCGUCUGCCACCGCUGCCGGCUUCAGACUACAGAAAGACAGAGGGAUGGCUCAGUCUCUGAGGGGGCCGGAGACUUUAGGAGCCAUGGACCACGAGCCCAGGAGGGACAAGGGCAGGACCAGCUACUUUGGCAACGUUAAGAGCAGGCUGGGCUCCAAGCUUCCUCCCGGGGUCUCUCAGCCUCCGCAGUUCGCUAAGCCACCCUGGGAGACUCAGCCCCAGGCCCGGCUGACGCAGGAGUCCACAGCCAGCAGCCAGCGUCAGCACCAGCCCAUUGCGGGCCGGCCUCUCAACCACAUCCCCCACAUCAGAAACCCCAAGCUGCGGCAGUACUACCUGCAAGGGACUUCAUGGGAUCCGAACAAUACAGCAGUGAAGCAACAACACACGGGUGGACCGACAGAUGACAGCACAAGGAGCAGAGGUCUCCCUGGGGACACGGUGUUCAGCGUCUCAUCUCAGUUCAACAGUAACGAUACCUCCUCAGCAGAGGAGAGCAACAUGGGCCACCCUCCCUCCCACACCUCUUCAGAUGCAUCCUCCUCGUCUGCUGCCCCCCUCCCUAGAGAGGAGCUGGUCGGACUGAAGAGAAAAAACACCUCCACCAGUCAAGGAUCGUCUCAGCUGCAGCUGAACUCUGACUUGGAUCCUAAAGAGAAGGCAAAGGCAGAGGCAGGCCGAGACUGUUUGGAUAUACUCCCCGCUCCACCACACCCCCCCUCACCAGAGGCAGAAUAUGACAAACUACUGGAUGUGGAGGCGGUACCGUUGCCUGAUGGACAGCUCUGCUUAUUGGCUCUCCCACCAGAGUGCUGUCAGGGGGAGGGACCAGGGGCCAUGCCGUAUCUCAAACUGUUCUGCCGCUACAUCACUGACCGUAAGGGCGUAGUUUCCGGGAUCCUGUUGGUGACUUCUAAUAAGAUCUUCUUCGACCCGUGUAAGACACUUCCUCUCGUGAGGGAACACGGCUGUGAGGAGUACCUCCUGUCGUGUUCUGUUGACAAUCUGGCAUCUGUCUCCUUCUUCUCUGACAUCUCACGUGUUCACUUCAACACCUCCCAGCAGAGGAGAAGAGGAAAGAAAAUUUUCCAGAAACUGAAAACUGCAAAAAGCCGAGCAGGCGUCUUCCCAGACCACAAGGGGGAGCCACUCCCAGCUCUGGUGUCUGCAGCUUCCUCAGAUUUGUCCAGUCUGGCUCUGAGCCUCACCAAAGAGGUUUCUGGAGAUGAGGAGGCAGAGAGCAGAGACAUGGCGGAGGCAGAGCGGGAGCUUGAUGGCAGACCUGGGGAGGUGCUGUCUGAGGCCUCUGUCGGCGGCCUGGGAGUGGCCGUCCUGAGCAGUGCUGCCACCUUCUGCUGUGGAGCUCAGGAGGCCGCAAGUAAGGUGAAGACAGAGCUGCUGCACGCCGAUGACACCGAGAAGUCUAAAGUAAAGAGGCUGACUGCAGUGCCUCAUAGAUCAUCAGCAGGUAGUCCCGGGAGUCUAAUGUUUGUGCGCCUGCGGGUUCAGCCCUCAGCGAGGAAGAAAAAGGGUGUAGGAGGUUUUAAUCUGGGGUCAGCCAAAACCUUACCCAGAAGGGACACCUGGCUCGCCCUUUCACAAGAAAGCUCUGAUGAGCUGUAUGCCUACCUAACACACUGUCGACCAGACUUGUGUAUACUUGAGGGAGGGGGGGAGGAAGGGGAGGCGGAUCGUGACGAAGAGGAGUUUGUACUAAUUGAGGACAAAGAGGAGGAGGAGGAGGAGGAGGAGGAGGGUGAGGAGGAGGUGUUCCAGAGGCACCGCAGCUCAGGGGAUGACUGGGAGAUGGUGUUGAUGGAAGAGAAUGGGGACAAGCCGACCGCGGUCACUGACAGAGACCCAGAAGGACUCAAUAGUAUUGUAGAGAGCAGCCACAUUUUGGAACCCUCACAUGUUAGAGAGUUAUGUAAAGAACUUCCCCCCAGGACAGUCGGCCACAGCUGGCAGCUGGCUUACAGUACGUCCCGUCACGGUGCCAGCCUCAAGUCCCUCUACAGAAAACUGGGUGGCACUGACUCCCCCGUCCUUAUUGUGAUCAAGGAUGCACUUGAUGAGAUAUUCGGGGCCUUCCUCUCUCACCCUCUGAGGCUCAGUGAGACAUUCUACGGCACAGGAGAAACCUUUCUCUUCAUGUUGCACCCUCGCUUCAAGUGCUUCAGAUGGACUGGAGAAAACUCUUUCUUCAUUAAAGGAGACUUGGACUCCUUUGCCAUUGGUGGAGGCAGUGGUCACUUUGGUCUGUGGGUGGAUGAGAAUUUGUACCUGGGCCGCAGCAGCCCCUGCUACACUUUCAAUAACUGCUGCCUCUCAGAAACUGAUGACUUCCGAGUCAUGGAGCUGGAGGUGUGGGCAUUCGGCUGAGAGAGCUGGGCGAACGCUGGGUUUCUCCUCGACUCACCUCGUUGCUGCCGAUCUGCUUUAUCAAAACGGCAUUUAUCACUGAGCAAAAAUACAAGCAGCUGUGCGCUCAUUUCAUGGUAACAUCCAUGUCAAAAAAAAUUAACUGCAAACUGCUGGAUUUGUCUGUUUGAUUGUAGAUUUCCAUGGACUGAAAUGAACUGAACAAGGCUGAUCCUGAACGGCUCCCUAUCCCAAAGUUGGAUCUAAUGUUGGACUGUUUCAUGGUUGACUCAUUCCACUGGGUUUUGGCAACCAGACUGAGUUCUGCUGUAGGGAAUUGAUCCGAACCGUUUUGAAACUGGAUUCUUUGAAACCUAAUUUUUGAAUGGAGUGGGUUACAAGUCUCAGAAACUGCACUUUGCUCUUAAUGUGAAUCAGCAAGUUCAUGAUAUCUCAUUAUUUAUCAUGUGAGCAUGACCGGUCUUCAUAGCUAAUGCAUGUCCCCACUUCCAUACAGCUUCUUUCAGUUAAUGCUGAACCUUUGAAACACACUUCCAAACACGUGUACACCGUUCAUUUCUAUGGGUUUUCGUCAUUAGCGCCAUAGAGAGCAUAAAUUAACACCGGAAAUAAUCACGAGAGCACUUGGAGCUCCAGUUUGAGAAUAGCUUUCAAGUUGAAAAACCUCUCCAACCAUCUGUGUCUCAUUCAUGACUAUUCUGAACUCUUCAUUUCAAGGGAUGACUCCUACACCUCUGUGGUUUCUGAACAUGAAACCAACAGCUCGAUUGUUACUGCAAAUUAAUGCAAUUUUGUCAUUCAACUGUAUCCGUGACAUGCUCUCCCUCUGAUACGCUGAUCUACUUUGCUUAUAUUGUACAGUAUUGUAGAUUAGUUAAUAAAAAUCAG